Molecule: messenger RNA, 749 nt
Organism: Rattus norvegicus (Norway rat)
Lineage: Eukaryota; Metazoa; Chordata; Mammalia; Rodentia; Muridae
Gene: Mogat1
Product: monoacylglycerol O-acyltransferase 1
Exons: 4
Coding region: 52-603 (183 amino acids)
Biological process (GO): lipid metabolic process
Cellular component (GO): endoplasmic reticulum membrane
Molecular function (GO): 2-acylglycerol O-acyltransferase activity; acyltransferase activity, transferring groups other than amino-acyl groups
Source: RefSeq, marked provisional
UUGACUCACUAAGGGCCAGUUUCAGUUUCUAAGAGGAGUUUGUCUCAUGUGAUGAGCAAGGAAGGAGGUGGGAACAUCUCAGUCAUUGUCAUCGGGGGUGCGAAAGAGCUACUGGAGUCCUUCCCUGGAAGAUAUUCUCUGUGCCUUCUUCAGCGCAAAGGAUUUGUUAAGAUCGCCUUGACCCAUGGUGCCCAUUUGGUUCCAGUGUUUUCUUUUGGUGAAAAUGAACUAUAUAGCCAAGUCGACAACCCUAAAGGCUCAUGGCUUCGGACUGCCCAAGACAAAGUGUAUAACCUAACGGGGUUGGCCUUGCCACUAUUCUAUGCCAGAGGAAUUUUCCAGAACAGCUUUGGCCUAAUGCCCUAUCGGAAAUUGAUCUACACUGUUGCUGCGGUUGGCACAGCAGCUCGUUUGACUCAGAAGUCAAACCAUCAGAACGACAGCUCAGUGUCUGCUGAGAAGGGAAACUCUUUUAUUUGUUGUCAAGUGGGAUGGUGUGACCGAGAUAGGCAGCCAUUGGCCGCCCCAUCCCUGUUCAGAAGACUCUGCACCCGACCCCAGAGCAGAUUGAUGAGCUGCAUCAGACGUACAUGGAGGAGCUAAGGAAACUCUUCAAUGAACAUAAAGGGAAAUACGGUAUUCCGGAGCAUGAAACUCUGGUUUUUAAAUAACCGUCUUCCUCCAAGCCAUACUGAAGGAAGACAAGAAAACAUUGUUGAGAAAAUAAAUAUUUUAAAUAACUUCUCUGU